AUGCAAGAUACGUUUUGGCCGGUGCUGUUUAUUGUUCGUUCAACCACGCCAUCCUCACCACCAUGUCCAAUCCCCCCUCUUCCGACGCAGUCGUCGUCGGCACUGCGCCCUCCACCGCCGACCACUUGUGAGCAAUCCUGCCAUCCCCAGCUCGCCCCUCAUACUCGGCUUGACCCGCUCCGCACACCCGAUUCGGCCCACCCGAUUCUGCCCGCGCGAUUCUGCCCGCGACACUGUGUACUGACCUUCGCAGCAUCCUUCAACACGAAGACGCCCGCCAAUUUCUCUCCUCCCAGGACCGACAAGCCUCGCCCGUACGUUUGCGGCACCUGCCAGCGCUCCUUCGCCCGAUUGGAACAUCUCAAGCGACACGAGCUCACGCACACUAAGGAGAAACCCUUUGAGUGUCCUGUAUGCAAACGACGCUUCGCCCGCGGCGAUCUCCUGCUGCGUCACCAGCAGAAGCUGCACCAGCAGAAGCUGCACCAGACGUCGACCCUGUCGUCCCGCCCCUGCAGUCGUCGCAAGUCUGCCAGCGGCGUCGCAGGACCUAACAUAGCUGCAUCCAAUGUGUCGGCUACUUCCAUGAGGCCACGGGCAAACACCAUCAGCCAUAUCGACGGCAGCCCGAUGCAGAUGAUUGCUGCUGCGACGAAUGCCUCGGUCGCACGAGGCAUCCUCCCGUCCCAGAGCCAUAGCCGAUUCCCGAGUCUGGCCCGUUUGCCCAUCCACAACUUGAACCAUGGCAUUGGGAGCACGUCACCGGCCAUGGGACAGCGAGGGGUGCAGCACGAGCUGCCCAAGCCGGAGACGAGCACCUUGAACGGCCUCAACUUCAGCCCUGGCCUGCGGACAGCGCUGCCGAUGGCUGCCUUCAACGCCAAAUUCCAGUUUGACGGCCUCUUCGGGCCGGGCUCGACCACAGACCCCAAUGCUCUCCAUUACAAUGAUUCGCCGCAAUGCAUGGCCUUGGAGCAAGCCUCGCCAUUUACGCCGUCCAUGAAUGGGGUGCCCUCUAGCCAAACCCUCGAUGAUAGAUCUGAAUGGUUGACUGGUCUCGAGCAUCAGAUGUCCUUUCACACGAACGAAAACUUGGUGGAAUCUAGUCCGUCCGCCAUCAGCACGACGAACCCGAGCGGGAUAAGCGAUGUUACGUUGCAUGGACCCGCGCCGGCCGGGAAGAGUAUGAUGCAGCAACACUCCGUGAUGGGCACUCCACAGGUGCCGAGCCUGUUUGCGAUGGAUCUCAAUGGUUCGGUCCUCCCGGAUCUCUUGAAUGGGGUCCCUUUGUCACCUCAGCUAACUUCUCAAAAGAUCAAUGAUCACUUCUCUACACCUCCAUCUUCGCUGAGCUCAUUGAGGUCGUCCGUCGUAUCGGGACUGAGCGCAUAG
Messenger RNA from Ilyonectria robusta, 1392 nucleotides. RefSeq lists its product as uncharacterized. Lineage: Eukaryota; Fungi; Ascomycota; Sordariomycetes; Hypocreales; Nectriaceae. The transcript has a single exon. Gene Ontology annotation, biological process: regulation of transcription by RNA polymerase II. The record is from RefSeq and is a predicted model, not a curated record. The coding region runs from base 1 to 1392 and encodes 463 amino acids. Gene Ontology annotation, molecular function: RNA polymerase II cis-regulatory region sequence-specific DNA binding; DNA-binding transcription factor activity, RNA polymerase II-specific. Gene Ontology annotation, cellular component: chromatin.